Medioppia subpectinata is the source of this 2172-nucleotide messenger RNA. NCBI's taxonomy places the organism in Eukaryota, Metazoa, Arthropoda, Arachnida, Sarcoptiformes, Oppiidae. The record is from the annotation of a GenBank genome assembly.
AUAACAGCAUAACUGCAGCACAACUGCUGGGCAUUGCUUUAAGACAAACCAAAACAACCAUUAGUUCACUGCUUAUGUCAGCUGAUUAUCACCACCACUUGAUCCGUGUGUCUGUCGCUCUCUGUACGUGAUUGUGUCUCAGUGUCUGUGAGUGGGUCUCCCUUUCUGUGCGCCCUUACCAUCGAUGCUGACGAUUGUUGUUGUGGUGGGGAUCCAGUGAUGGUGAUCGCUGUGGCAGCCAUUGAUCCGCACAACACAUCCGCUGCACACCAUUAUCAUCAGUCAUCCACUUCUUCUUCGCCGGUGAUAUUAUCUGCCAAUCGCUUCCCACACAUCCGCACGUAUUCGCCAGCACUGUAUAUGUCUGCUAACCAUCGCUGACCAGUUUAUAUGAAAUCGAGUCCAACGAUGAACGUGUUAUCAACGGCCGGUGCGCCCGAUGCCGACCACGACCUGUGCGACGACGGCGGGCCCGGCGGCCACUCUCCCACCUCUUCGUCGUCCUCCACGGCGGCCGACGACAACGACCUGACGAACCUAACGUGGCUUCAGGACCGCAAUCUCCUGCAGAACAUGGUGUGCACUCAGACGGACACCACUCUUCGAGAUAUGGCCGAAGACAAUGAGAACGUAUCGCCGCCGCCAGACGUGGACGACGACGACGAGGAAGACGAUGAGACCGCAGCCAACGACGCCGAGGAAGCCGUGACUGGCGGUGGUGUCGGCGGUGCGGCAGGUGUUGGCCUAACCGUUGGCCACAAGAACAUUACGAGUGUACCGCCGGUCACGUAUAACCCGCAUCUGCACCGUAACGCCAAACCUCCCUAUUCGUUCAGUUCGCUCAUCUUCAUGGCCAUCGAGUCCUCACCUAAUAAAGCACUUCCCGUUAAAGAUAUCUACCAAUGGAUUACCGAACACUACCCCUACUAUCAGACGGCGCCCUCAGAUAUCUACCAAUGGAUUACCGAACACUACCCCUACUAUCAGACGGCGCCCUCAGGUUGGAAGAAUACGGUUCGACACAAUCUAAGUCUGAAUAAGUGCUUUCGCAAACUGGACAAAGCGACCGACGAGUUAAUACCGAUUGUCGGCAAAGGGAGUCUCUGGUGUGUGGAUCCGGACCUCAGGCCAAACCUAUUGCAAGCGGUGCGCCGGACGCCCGCACACAUCUACCCAUACAUGUCUUUGGCGAAGACCAAUGUCGUGGUGUCGCCGCCGCGCAUACAACUGUCCAGUAAUAGCAAUAACUCUUCCCAACAGAUGAAGAAAGCGCUGUCCGCAGAGCGCGUCCAAUCGGUGGUCAAUAUUCCUUCGCCUAAUUUGUUCCCAUUUUUGUCCAGAAGGCUAUUGAUUCCCAUCACAAAGAUUAUCAAAAAAGAGAAAGAAACUGAUGCCGCGGUCUCUAUGCUAACCCUUCAGUGCAACGCUAACAACACCAUCAAAACCGAUGCCACUGAAGACAUUGAGUGCGAACAAGUGCUGCCCGACUCGUACGUCGACGAUCUUGACUCCUCGGUAGUGACCGUAACAGUGAGUCCAACCAGUGAUCAUAAUUACUAUCAACGCAACUCCACGUCAUUGGCGGAACAGUUACCCUCUCAGACCCAAGUCUAUCACGUGAUACACGUGACGGAACCGCACCAAAGGACGGCCACUACGAUCACGACCACAACAACGGCCACCAAACGUAAGCUCUCGCGCGUUGAGAGUGCCGUCAAAAGGGAGUGUAAAGAAGGGCUGAGGAGUGCGUCGGCGGUGGUGUCGGUGACCGAUGAAGACUCCAACGACGAGGGCAUGAGAGGCGCCGAAGCGUUGUUGAACUUAGCGGCCAGUAAUAAGCCUCCGGCCGCGCGACCAGUGGCUGCGCCCACGACUGCGCUCGCCGGCGGCCCAAAGCCGACGAUCGAAAGGCCAAUCAUUUUGAAAAAAUUGAGAAAAGAAAAUUUUAAAGGGGCAGAAGUGGAUGGGUAUCCACCGCCGCCCCCUUUGGCUCCCAUAAGGGAGGCGUCGUAUAGACUAUGCUGUUUACACCGCAUAUUACAUGACAUAACAGUGAUGUCUGUCUACCCGUCUGUCCAGUCCUCCCAUUCCUCCUCAUCCGCCGCCGACAGCCCUCAAGACCUCUACUCUAUCUCUACUGCGCUAUCAUUAACGCAAACCAUUGACUACUAA